AAAGAUCAAGUUCAAUUGCAAAAAAGAAUGAUAGAAAAGAAUGGAAUUAAAAAAAAAAAACACAAAAAUUCGUUGUGCAAAUCCAAAGCGCAAUUGAGAGUAAUUGCAAAGUGGAUUUGCUAGGCCGUUUAGUCUUCAUCAAAAUCUUAUUAUGAAGGAAAAAGAAUAAUUAAAUGAUUUAAAUGUUUGUUCAUUAGAUCACAGUUCAGAAGUACUAAUUAAAGUUCAUGUACUCAGUUAUAAUUAAUCUUUUCUAAUUAAUAAUAUAGUAAAUAUUAAUAGAAGAGAAAUCUUGAGUGAGCAAUAACGGAAAAAGCAGGAAGCAACUGUCACUGCGAGCGGUUUCUGCUGCUACGGAAAUAUGAAGCAAUAGGAGUUAGGGUUUGUGAUUUUUAAAGAAUAUAUGAUUUGGCUUAUAGUUACUGUUACUGUUAUUGUGGCGAAUCAAUCAUCAUGUCUUGGUGCACUAUUGAGUCUGAUCCAGGUGUGUUCACGGAACUUAUACAACAAAUGCAUGUAAAAGGUGUACAGGUUGAAGAGUUGUAUUCAUUGGACCUUGAUUCUCUUGACAGCCUGAGACCUGUAUAUGGGUUGGUUUUUCUUUUCAAAUGGCGCCCAGAAGAGAAAGAUGAACGUGUUGUAAUUACGGAUCCAAAUCCUAAUCUCUUUUUUGCCCGUCAGGUUAUUAACAAUGCUUGUGCAAGUCAAGCAAUUUUGUCUAUCCUCAUGAACUGCCCAGAUAUGGACAUUGGUCCAGAAUUGUCGAAAUUAAAAGAAUUCACCAAGAAUUUUCCUCCUGAGCUCAAAGGGUUGGCUAUUAAUAACUGCGAAGCUAUACGUGCAGCCCAUAACAGUUUUGCACGACUUGGGCCUUUCGUUCCUGAAGAGCAGAAGGCAGCCAGCAAAGAAGAUGACGUGUACCAUUUUAUAAGUUACUUGCCUGUUGAUGGAGUGCUAUAUGAACUUGAUGGAUUGAAAGAGGGACCCAUCAGCCUUGGUCAGUGCACUGGUGGGCAUGGUGAUAUGGACUGGCUGCUUAUGGUGCAGCCAGUGAUCCAGGAACGCAUAGAAAGGCAUUCCAAUAGUGAGAUAAGAUUUAAUCUCUUGGCAAUAGUCAAAAACAGGAAAGAAAUGUAUACUGCUGAACUCAAGGAGCUCCAAAAGAGGAGGGAGCGUAUCGUGCAGCAGCUAGCUGCUUUCCAGGCAGAAAGACUGGUCGACAAUGGCAACUAUGAAUCCCUGAACAAAUCCCUGUCUGAAGUGAAUGCUGCGAUUGAAAGUGCUACAGAAAAGAUUUUGAUGGAGGAAGAAAAAUUCAAGAAAUGGAGAACAGAAAAUAUCCGUAGGAAGCACAAUUAUAUUCCGUUUUUGUUCAACUUCCUCAAGAUUCUUGCUGAAAAGAAGCAACUGAAGCCCCUUAUAGAGAAGGCCAAGCAAAAAACCAGCGCCUCCAAGUAAAAGGUUUUUAUUUAUGUUCUUCGUAGGUGUGACACUGAUUUUAAGUUCAUGUUGCUAGUAUAUAUGCAAACGUUUUCCGCAUUGUUAUUUGAUCUCUCCUCCGCCUAUGUGAAGCUGCUUUGCCAUGUCGUAGACUACUUUCAUGGAACUUUCUUUUUUUUCUA
Molecule: messenger RNA, 1622 nt
Organism: Populus trichocarpa (black cottonwood)
Lineage: Eukaryota; Viridiplantae; Streptophyta; Magnoliopsida; Malpighiales; Salicaceae
Product: ubiquitin carboxyl-terminal hydrolase 2
Exons: 7
Coding region: 454-1458 (334 amino acids)
Biological process (GO): ubiquitin-dependent protein catabolic process; protein deubiquitination
Cellular component (GO): cytoplasm
Molecular function (GO): cysteine-type deubiquitinase activity
Source: RefSeq, a predicted model, not a curated record